Monoraphidium neglectum is the source of this 15603-nucleotide messenger RNA. RefSeq lists its product as hypothetical. The coding region runs from base 1 to 15603 and encodes 5200 amino acids. Gene Ontology annotation, molecular function: protein binding. NCBI's taxonomy places the organism in Eukaryota, Viridiplantae, Chlorophyta, Chlorophyceae, Sphaeropleales, Selenastraceae. Gene Ontology annotation, cellular component: plasma membrane. The record is from RefSeq and is a predicted model, not a curated record. The transcript is spliced from 36 exons.
AUGCUGGCGGCCUGGGGCGCCAACGGCACCAACGUCCCGGGCGGCCACUGCCAGUGGCCGGGCGUCACGUGCGACCCUGCCACCUGGCGCGUCACCAUGCUGCACGUCGACUCGUACGCCUUUGCCCAGAAGCUAAGCGGCCCCCUUGACGACUUCAAGGACCUCACGGCGCUGCGCACGAUCUGGCUGCCCUACAACAUGCUGACCGGGACGCUGCCGGCGGCGUGGACGCAGCUGCAGGCGCUGUCGGACAUUGACCUCAGCGGCAACCAGCUGGCCGGCCCGCUGCCGGACCUGUGGGGGCAGAUCGCGGUGGGCAUGCGGAGCAUCAAGCUCAACAUGAACAAUUUCCAGGCGAGCACCCUGCCCGCCGGCUGGGACGACGCCGCGCUCCGUGUGCUUGAGCUCAGCUCCAACGACUUCACGGGGCCGAUCCAACACGUCAUCGCGGGGUCGCCUGGGUUGGAUACGCUCCGCAUGGCCUACACUGGCAUACAGGACGAGCUGGGCCCAGGUUGGGCGUUCAGCGGCGCCAGCCCGCUGACCAGCCUGGACCUGUCCAACAACCCCGGCCUCAACGGGUCCAUCCCGCUGGAGCUGCUGACGUCAUCUGUCCAGUUCCUGCACCUGGGCUUCACCAACAUUUCGGGCGGCCUCCCGAAUGCCACCGGCGCCAAUCCUUCACGACUCCUGGUGCUUGACUUCUCCCAGAUCCCCGGCAUCACGGGCGCAAUCCCCCCUAGCUGGGGCCCCUUGCUGGCGGGUGUGAGCUGCAUGAUCCUGCAGGGGACAAGCCUGUGCGGCGCGGUGCCGCAGGGGCUGCCGUGCUUCAACAUCGCAGGGACAAAUUUGGGCAGGAAUUGCUCGGAUCUCACCCCCCUGGCGACCUCCCUGCAAGACGUGCCGGACUGCGUCAUGCCGCCGGGCCUUUCUGGUUGCCCCUCCGACCCUUAUGGCCUGCCGGUGUCAUCUUGGAGCGGGGUCACAGCUGAUUACCGCGCCUUGCAAGGCAUCAGGCACGCCAUCACCAGCAGCGGCAUCUUUGGCAAUGUGACCAGCAAUGGCACAUACGCCAACACAACCAGCAACGCAACCAGCAACGCAACCAUCAUCAACGUGACACUGGGCGCGGACCUGUUCCCCUGGCCCGCGCCCUGCCAUCCGGGCAGCUACACGCCCGGCCUGACCUGCGACGAGCCCACGCGCCGCGUGACCGGCCUGCGGAUGGCGGACGCGCUCCACUGCCACUCGCCGCCGUGCUUCUGGUCGGGAUGGCCUGUGCGGCCGGUGCCAGAGUUUGCGGCGCUUUCUGAGCUGCAGCUACUGGACCUGUCAAACAUGGGCAUGCAAGGCACCCUCCCCGUUGAGUGGUCCAGCCUGUCUAUGCUGCGGGACCUGUUCUUAGCCAACAACAGCCUCAACGGCACCAUCCCCUACACCGGCGGCGCCGCUUUCAUGGCCCCCCUGAGGACCCUCGACAUCACAAACAACAGACUCUCGGGCGCCCUGCCACCUGAACUCAGCGCCGCCGAGCAGCUGCUCCUCAGCUACAACCAGCUGACUGGGCAGCUGGGCCCCGCGCUAAACGGCGCGGUCAACCUGCGGCGGCUGGUGGCGCCGGGCAACAAUUUUUAUGGCUGGCUGCCAGACCUGUCGGCGGCGGCGCAGCUGGUUGAGGUCGACCUGGGAAUGAACAUGCUGACGGGGGCGCUGCCGGGCAGCUUUUCCAGCAAAGGCCUGCAGCGCCUCUGGCUGGAGGGAAAUAUCAUCGGCGGCUCGGUGCCCGAUGCGUGGGGCAACCUAUCCUCCCUGUCGUCUCUGUCCUUUGGGGGCGCGGGCCUGACCGGGACGCUGCCCACCUCCUGGGGAAGCUGGCGGGGCAUGCGGGAGUUUGUGAUACAGAACGCCAUGGGCCUCACAUCCACGCUGCCCGCCAGCUGGGGGGCGUGGGGCCCGUCCCUCCGGAAGUUCCACCUUCUUGGCGGCGGCUACCAGGGCACGCUGCCCGCGUCCUGGGGUGCAAGCUGGUCUGCGGUCGAGUCUCUUCGGCUGGAAAACAUGUUUAUCAGCGGCGCUCUGCCGCCCGAGUGGUACAACGCCACCGCAGCGGCUGCCUUCUUCAACCCGACCGUCAACAACAGCACGCUGGUCAACAACACCGCGGUCAACGGCACCACUUCAACCAACGGUAGCACCUCAACCAACGGCAGCACCUCGACCAACGGCAGCACCUCGACCAACGGCACCAGUUCGACCAAUGGCAGCGCCACGGCCGCCCGCGGCGCGUUCCCAAACCUCAGGGAGCUGUCGCUCUCCGGCCUCAACAACCUGACGGCCCCGCCCUGGGCCGCCCUGCGCGCGUGGCUCGACCCCAAGGCGGCGUCCCAGCAGCUGAGGAGCCUGAGGCUCGCCGGGCUCCGCGGCUUGGCAGGCGCGGGGCUGGACGGCGGGAUCGCGGCGACCUACAGGAACCUGUCGGCCCUUGUGCUAUCAAACAUGGCCCUCGGAGGGCCGAUCCCCGCCGGCUGGGCGUCGCUGCCGCCUGGGCAGCUGUCUGUGCUUGACGUCUCCAACAACAACCUGACCGGCACUCUGCCGCCCUGGCUUGUGUCGUUGAUGGGGCCGCCGCCACAGCCGACGAUGGGGCUGCAGCCGUCGCAGCCGCCGCAGCCUUCUGGGUGGGUCGAGCAGCGCGGGUGGCUGCUGGACGUGUCUCGCAACAACUUGACAGGGACGCUGCCGGCGGAGUGGGGCACCUUUGCCGGCCAGGGAGGCCACGUGCUGAGCGUGGCGGGCAACGCUCUGCAGGGGGCGCUCCCGCCGACGUGGCAGGCCAUGGCUUACACCAGCCUGGGGCUGGACCUGUCCAGCAACACACUGAGCGGACCCAUACCAGCAGGGUGGUUCAACACCAGUGCGAUGGCAAACAGGACGAGCAUGGUGAUGUUCUUCAACCUUGGCAACAAUCUGUGCCUCUGCGGCGACCUCCCUUACUGGCUGGGCGUCGCCUGGAACUCUGCCGGCAACACAACGUCCCUCGGCAUGCCCUGCGCCCAGUGGCCGCCGCAGUGCGACCCCGUGAUGCCGGCGCCUUGGUACGUCGACAACGGCCCCCUGCUCGCCCUCAAGCCGCUCAUCAACACACCAAACCCGUGGGCGCUGCAGACCUGGAAUCAGUACAGAGUGGCGUGCACCAACUCGAACGUGACGGGCACGUGCGCGCCGUGCGACUGGCAGGAUCCGUCUUGCGGCGUCGUGCGGGCAGCAGACGGCCUGCUGCUGUGCAACUGGCGGUUUGUGAGCUGCAGGGACAGGCGUGUAAUGGGGCUGCACCUCGGGCGCAAGCUCUCAUCCCUGGCUAAUAUGACGUCGUUCGGCGUCACGGGGCCGGUCAACGGCACCAUACCUGCCACAUACUCGGCUUGGACCAAGCUGUCUGCGUUCAGGGUGUCGCGGACGGCGCUGGGCGGGACGAUACCGCCCAGCCUGUUUGCGUCGUGGCUGGCGCUGACGGCGUUUUCAAUCGAGGGAGCCCAGAUCACAGGCACAAUUCCGCCGAUGUUCAACAAUACGCUGCUCAAGGAGUUUGUGGUGGAGCGCACGCCCGUGUCAAACAGCGGAACGCUGCCUGCUUGGUUCAUGGACGCAAGGGCCGUCGGGCUGAAGAACAUGCAGCAACUCGGGUUUGGCGGCACCAAUCUGACGCUCCCCUCCUGGCCGGCCUUCAAGGCGGCGGUCAAGGCUAACAACUGGACGCUCAGCAUGCUGUCCGCGCCGGCCUGCGGGUUCACCGGCCCCAUCGGCCCCAUGGCCUUCCACUUCCCCCAGCUGAUCGCGCUCGACCUCUCAAACAACGCGCUGACGGGGGCGGUGCCGUGGGACCUUGGGCAGGGGGCAGCAAAAAUGCAGUACUUGAUCCUGUCAGGCAACAAUCUGAGAGGCACGCUGCCAUCCACGCUGGCGUCGGCCUUUGUCGUCGGCCCCAACACCUACAACAUCCUCCAGCUCUCCGGCAACCAGCUCGUCGGCACGCUGCCCGCGGCCUGGGGUGCGGCCGGCGUGCGUUUCGGCCGAUUCAGCCUCGCGCAGAACUACCUGUCCGGCCCCCUGCCUGACAGCGGCUGGGGCGGCAUGGUGCUGAACUCGUCCGAUGUGGAUCUGUCGCGCAACAGCUUGUCUGGGCCGAUCCCUGCCGGGUGGUUUCCGACGCCGCCGGCGCUGGCGCCCAGCAAUACGUCGGGCGGCAGCAAUAUGUGGUUCAGCCUGCAGCUCCACCACAACCCGUGCCUCUGCGGAGAGGCGCCUGCGUGGAUGGCACGCAGCAUGAGCGCAGACCUCUGGGCCAACGGCACCGGCCUCUGGGCAAACUGCGCUGCAUAUCCAAUGAUGAGCGGCGCGGCCAACAGCACCACCAAUGGGACGGUCAACAGCACGGUUAACGGGACAACCAACGGCACAACCAAUGGCACGGUCAACGGAACGGUCAACGGGACGAGCAGCAGCGCAUAUCCCAACGGCACCAUGUGCAUGGCCAACGGGACUGUCAUCAACGCCGCCGCCGCCAACUGCUCGGUCUGCGGGACCCCUGCCGCACAGCCGCCGCCUCUCUCGCACCUAGACGCGCAGCCGCUCGCCGCGCUCCGUGGCGCGAUGGCGUCGACACCGACCCCCAACGCGACAGCGCUCGCGGCCAGCUGGAACGCGAGCGACCGGCCGCCGUGCAGCGAGUUCGACCCCUUGUGCGUGCCCUGCAACCUGACCAUGCCGGCGGCCGGCUGCGGCGGCCCCGCGCCGGCGGUCGGCGGGCAGCCGCCUCAGUGGUACUGCAACUUCCAAGGGGUGGCCUGCAGGGAGAGCCGCGUUGUCGGGGUCAACCUGACCGGCGCCAACGUCACGUUCUCAAGCAUCCCAGCCGGCGCGCUCACGCUGCGCAAGGCGGAGUGGUUUCUCCUGAGGGGCAAUUAUUUCCAGAGCGGUCCCCUGCCAGCCAACCUCAGCUUGGAUGUGCCGGCCCUCAGCGUGCUGCAGAUCCAGGGCGCCAACGCGUCACUGGGGAGCAUCCCUGCUGACUGGGGGCAGAUGCCGGCCCUUAAGUCGCUGUGGCUGGGCAAUGCUUCACUAACUGGCUCCCUGCCGGCGACCCUGAGCCCCUUGAUGCAAGACAUCGUCCUAUGGGGCAUCACCUUCACAGGCGCCUCUGGGCUGCCGCCUGCAUGGUCGCAGUCCAACACACUGCGCAGCCUCGCCUUCACGGACGUGAUGGGCCUGACGGGGUCCGUCCCCAUGGACUGGCAGUCCGGCAUGCCAGCCCUGGACUCACUGAUUUUCAACAACGUGCCCGGACUGGCGACCGCCCUGGACUCUUACGCCGCCCUGGUGUCCGCGCCCGCGCACUCCAGCCCGUCGCCGCCCGUUAACUUUACUGGGAACUACACCGGCCUGCGCAACGUGAAGCUCAUGCGCAUGAAGCUGGCCGGCACGAUCCCAGAUGCCAUGUUUGCCACCCAGCGGCUGGUCAACCUGAGCCUCGCCAACAAUGCGCUGUCCGGCUCGCUCGGCGGCGCCGCUUGGGCCAACGCGACGGUCGUCGGCCUCAGGAACCUGGAUCUCUCCAGCAACAACCUGACGGGGAAGCUGCCGCCGGCCUGGAGUGCCCUAUGGCUGGUGUCGCUCAACCUCAGCCGCAACGUGCUGUCAGGCUUCCUGCCCAGUGAGUGGUCGGCCAUGCCUGCGGGCAACGGCACCGAGCUUCAACUCUUAAACAACAACUUGACCGGCCCCAUCCCCGAGGCAUGGAGCGUCCGCUCCGCGUCCUGGGCCAACAUCAGCGUGGCCGGCAACCCCGCGAUGUGCGGCGCGCUGCCGACGUGGUACACUGCGCGCUUCCCGGCGUCGGGGCCCAUGGUUGCAGAGUUCAUUCUCACGGCCGUUGGUGGGAACUCAUCGGUCGCUGGCCGCGGCGUGGCGCUGAUUCAGUCCAGCAGCGUCCCGCCGCCGCUGCUCCAAAACGUGAUCCUCAACGCGGUGCUGCGCUGCCCCAACUGCACGAGCGACGUCGUGGUUGGGCCGUUCACCCUGGUCUCAAACAUCAACGGCACCCAGACCUGGAACGCGUCCAUUGGGCCCAGCUUCCUGCGCCAGACAGGCGUCUACAACGUGUCUAUCUCAACCACGCCGCUAGGCGUCACGUUCACCCGCCUCACCGGCAUACCCCUUCCGCUCACCGUCAUGCCGGCGCCGAUGUCGCCCGUCACCUCCACCAUGGCCGUCUCCGCCCCUGAGGGCGCGCGCUCCGGGAGCCCCGUGACCGUUUCCCUCCACCUGGCCGACGCAUUCGACAACCCCGUGACAAAUUUGACCGCGGCGGCUCUGAAGAUUGCGGGCGUCGUGACCGGCCUGCAAACCGUGCCCGGGCCCAACCUGACAGCUGCGGCGGGGCCCGGCAACUGGCUGUACCAGAUGACGUUCGCAGCUAUCCAAAACGUCACCUUCUCGCUGCAGAUCGACGGCGCCCUGGCGCGCGGCCCCUUCGCCUUCCCGCGCGCCGGCGCUGCGGAGCGCGCCGUCGACCUGGGCGCGUCGCUGCGGGCCGCAGCGCUGCAGGCAGACGGCGCGGCGCCGGCCGCGCCGCGGUCGCAGCUGUCGGCCGGCGGCGCCAUAACCGCCAACGCGUGGCACGUGGUGCACAUCCCGAUCGUCCGGAUCCUGCCGCCAGCCCUGGGGCCGUUUGUUGCGGACCCUGGGCUGUCCGCCACCCUGAAAAUCCAGGCGCUGAACGGCACGAGCGGCGCGCCCGACGCGUCGCGGCCGCCGCUGCUGUUUACUGGCGCGUGGUCCUGGACGAAUGGAAGCUACGUGGUGCCCCUGCGACUUGCGGUCGACGCGGCGAAAUCCAACACGACGUUCGCGGCGACGCUCUCGUUGGCGUACCCCUCGGGCGUGCAGGCGACCUGGGACGUGCUGCUGCUGGCGACCCACAACUUUGCGGCCCCCGACAAGAGCACGUUCAGCGUGGUGACCUUCUCCCCGUCAGGCGCCACACGCACUGGGGACCCUGUUUACGUCGUGGCGCGGCUCAUCACCGCGCAGGGGCGGCAGGUGUACGUAGCGAGCAAUGUCAACUUCACCAUCACAGGGAACAUCACAGGCCAGGCCACGGUGUCGCCCCUGGUCCGGGCCGCCGACGGCAACUGGUCCUUCACCUACUACCCCUCCGUCGAGCAGACGCUCACCAUCGCAAUGACCGUCGACGGCAAGCCCAUCAAGUCAUCGGCCCUCGUGGUGUCCGGCCGCUCGCCGUUCAGCGUGGACCCAGCGGCCUCCCUGGCGGCGGCGGCGCUCGUCAGCCAGGGGCUGACAGAUACCGAGCCUGUCGACUCCUCGUCUUCCAGCAUCAUUUUCAUGGGCGAGAGCUCCUUCCUGAGCAUCCCCGUAUUUGAUGUCUUCGGCGCAAGCUUCGCGUUAGAUCCGGGUCUGAAGGUCCGCCUAACGCUCGUGCCGGGAGCGCUGGAGGCGUCGGUGGUGGCGGCGUACCGCCUGCCGGCCAGUGGCGUGAUUACCUUGGCCUCGCUUGCAUCCACGGUCAACUCGACGGCUACCGCAGCGGUAGUGGGCCGGCGGCGGCUGCUGCAGAGCCCCAGCCCUAGCCCAAGCCCAAACCCAAGCCCCAGCACCAGCCCCAGCCCCAGCAUCAGCCCCAGCCCUAGCCCCAGCCCCAGCCCAAGCCCAAGCCCAAGCCCGAGCUCCAGCCCCAGUCCAAGCCCAAGCCUCGGUACAAGCCUGAGCCCCAGUCCAAGCCUGAGCCCUAGUCCCAGCCCUGCGCUUAUGCCCCACACAAUGGUCAACCCAGCCACCGGCUGGCUGUACACCGGCGACUACGAGGCAGAGGCCCCAGACCCCUGGCUCAACGAGGCGGGGGGCGCGCCGCAGCAGCUGGUCUUUGAGCAGGCGGGGCCGGACGUGGGGAACCCGCUGCAGGACGGGCUGGCAGGCAACUCGUCCAUGUACACGUUCCCAGGGCUCUUCAACGCUUUCCGUGGCGUGUACGAGAUCAAGAUCUGGCCCCAGGCGGCCGCCGCUGCGGCGGCAGCGGCGGCGGCGGCCAAGGCGGCUGCCGCCUCUGCAACGACGGCGGCGGUGACGGCGGCGUCGGCGACGGCGCUGCUGCAGCAGAUCGGCCCGGUGUUCAACCCCCUGGCGAACCCGCGGGUUUCGAUGCUGGUGGUGUUUCCGGGGAUCACCUCCGCGGUGUACGGCGGGGAGGCCAAGGUGCUGUCAGAUUUCAGCGCCAUCGUCGCGUCAACGGCGGCGCUGACGGGGCCUGAUUGGGUGCAGGCGGCGCUGGUCAACUCGACCCCUGCCACGAUCAACGCAACGCUGUGGUUCCCCUCGGACUACGCAACCACUCCCUCCGCCUUUGAGGGGCUGUCCGCCAUGAGCUACUUCCUGUUCAUGCUAAACAAGCUGCCCGGGGUGGCCUUCAGCAAGGACGGCGUGGCAGGCUUUGACGUCAGGGGCGUUCAGGUGCUGCAGCUCAACGUAACCGCAACCAACGGCGUCACCUCCAGUGGCUUCACUUCAACUGCAGGCGCCACCGGCGGCGACCCCGCAGCAACCAGCGCCAGCGGGGGCGCCGCGGGCUCGGCCGGCCCCGCCGCAAGCCUGCAGGUGCUGGACGUCGACACCAGCGCCCUCGCCGUCGUGAUCCCGUCAACCUCGGACGCCACAACCUCGGCGCCACAGAUCGAUCUGAAGGCGAUUGUGGACACGCAGGCACCCGUUAUAACGCUCAAGGGGGACGCCUACGUGUCUGUGCUGCAGCUAACCUCAUAUUCAGACCCCGGCGUCACGGUUUACGACAACAUCGACGGCAACAAUGUCAACCCACGCAAGCAGCUGAAGCUAUGCAGCCGCCCAGACGGCGCCGAGGCGCUGCCGGCGCAGGAUACACAGCCGCUCUCAUGCAGCGCGACUGUGUACGCUUCUGUCAACACGACAGUGCCGCUGGACGGGUUGGUGUGGGUGUACAACUACACAGCGCGCGACACGGCGGGCAACAAUGCGUUGCCGCUGCGGCGUAUCGUGGAGAUUGCGCCCAGGUGCGCGUCACCGGAGCGCUGGUGCGCAGACCUGAGCGCCUGCUCGGUCCGCGGCGUCUGCAACGCGCUGCUCUCGUCCCUUCAGAGCUCUGGGCCCGCGUCGUCGUCGACCGGCGGCGGCACCGCCUCCUCCGCCUCGGCCGCCGCCGCGCGCGCCGCUGCCGCCUACACGCCGCCGGUCGACAAGACGGCGCCGAAGCUGCGCCUGCUGGGCAGCGGCGCGGCGGCCGUGACGCCCACGGGGGCGGCCAUCAUGGUGGACACUGUGACGUGGAACUCGAACUGGCAGGAUCCAGGGGCGAGUGCGAUGGACGCAGUGGACGGUGACGUCAGUAGCCGUGUGCAAAGCCUCGGUGUCGCCGGCGUCAAGACAUCCGUCCCCACGGCCCCUGACAAGCAGUUUGGGUUUGUCAUUGAGUACAACGUUGACGAUCUGAGCGGCAACGCAGCUCCCACCGCACGCCGCCUGAUCAAGGUCGUGUGCCCGACGCCGGAGCAAUACUGCACCGACCCGGACACAAACGGCCCCACCUGCACCGUUGGAGGCGUAUGCGGCCGCCCGGCCGCGCUCGCAACCUUCGCCACGACGGCCGCGCCCGCGGCCGGCGGCGGCGGCGCCGCGGCCGCGGCGGCCGCAAGAACGGCCAGCUCGGCUGCUGCUGCGGCCAAGGCGGCGACGCCCACGGCGCCCCAGAUCUCGCUGCUGGGGCCGCCCAGCGUGCAGGUCCCGGCGGGGGCCGCGUUCGACCGCUGCGCCUCCGGCGCCGCGCUGGGCGCGCUCUGCGACCGCGGCGCGGCGGCGACCGACUCUAUGGACGGCCCCCUCGACCGGACGAUGACGGUCUGUGGCAGCCCGUGGCGCACGGCCAGCGGCGUCCGGUCGGUCCCCGUGCUGCUCGCGUGCGGCAUCAACAGCAGCCAGCCUGGGGAGUACAAGAUUGUAUACUCCGCCACCAACAGCGCCGGCCUGAGCGCGAGCGUCAGCCGGCGCCUCGUCUUCGCGGCGAGCUGCCCCGCCGGCGAGGUGCUCUGCUCUGACAAGGUCACCUGCAGCCAGGGGGGCACCUGCCUGGGCCGCGGCGGCGCCGCGUCUGGCGGCGGCGACGGCGCAGCUGGGAACGCGUCCUCUGCUGCGGCCGGAGGGACGUCUGCAUCAAAGGCCGCAGCCCUCGCAGCGGCGGCCGCCGCGGCGGCGCCGGCGGCCAACCAGCCGCCGACUCUGCAGCUCGUCACCACGAAGGACCUCGGGGCCAUCGUCGCCGUGCGGCGCGCGUUUGGGAGCUACAGCCCGUGCGGCCCCGGGCAGGCGCCGACCGCAGACGCGCCGUGCGAGCUGGGCGCGACUGCAUUUGACCCUGACGGCGGCGACACGAGCGCGGCGGGCGGCGGCGCGCUAAAUAUGACCGACUCGGUUGUGGUGUGCCCGCCUCCCUCGUGCUUGGCGGGAAGCUGCUCGCCGCAGGAUCUGCGGCAGCACUACUUCACAGUCAAGGGCCUGGCGGGCUGCGCCUUUGAUGCCAUGGCAGCAGAGGGGACGCAGUUCCAGGUCACCUUCUACGUGUGGGACUCGGGCUCGCCGCCCCUGAACGCCAGCGUCACGCGCACCAUCACGCUGUCAAAGGCGUGCCCCGCCUCGGCCGCGCCCUAUCUGUGCACCGAUCAGAGCGGCCAGUACUUUUGCUCAGGCACCCCUUGCGAUCAAGCAGCGCGCCUGCUUCCGACAGCCAAUCGGGCGCCAAGGAUUGCGUUGCUCCCCAGCAACGCGACUGUCUACCUUCCAUACGGCCAGCCCUCUCCCCUCUACCUUGGGGCCUGCCCCAACAUCACGUCCAACGCGAGCUGCGGCGCAGUGGCUUGGGACGUGGAUGCAAACGGAAACAGGACAACAGAUCUUACAAAGGCGAUUGCUGUGCAAGAUGUCAGCGAGUGCAGCGGCGACACUCAGGGCUGCGUGGCCUGCGACGUGGACACGCUCUCUCGCGCCGGCGCGUGCCUGCCCGGCGCCUACAACCUCUCGUACACGGUCACAAACGCAAACGGCACGACCGCGACCGCCACCCGCCGGGUCGUGGUCUACCAGGCCGGCCGCGUGUCGGCAGACUUUGUUUUGGUCGACACCAUGGAGACGUCAGCCGCGGCGGCCCUGGUGGCCGACCUCCGCAACCCAGCCAGCGCCGGCUACGCAAUGGCCGUGACGACAAUCAGGACACGACUGGGGGCGGCAGGCAGCGGCCUGGUUGACACGGACAUCGAGAUCACGGCCGCGAGUGCGGCGCAGACCGAUCCCGGCUCGCAGGUCUCGCGGGUAACAGUCAGCGCGACCGCCCACGUGUACUACCCGCCAGAGGUUCACCGCGCCGCGCUCACAUCCACGGCCGGCGCGCGGCGGCGGCUGCGGCAGCGCCGGCUGGGUGAGGUCGGCAACGCGGCGUCGGAGGCGCCGAUCACGGUCGAUGACGACGCUGCCGCGCGGCCGAGGGGCGUGGCGUUCCACGUGAGGUCCGUCCUCGAGGCACUCGAGGACCUGCACGCACCGCAGCGCGCGGCCUGCGGCGGCGGCCUCGAGGCGGGCGCUGGCGUCGGCGCCCCCUGCCCGGCGCCGCGGCGGCGGCUGCAGCAGGCGUCCGGCGGCCUGAGCUCGUCGCUGUCUUCUUUCGGCGCGGCGUUCCAGUCGAACCUCGGCGCGAGCGCGCCGGCGUCAUCCAACGACGGGGCCGACGUCGACGUCGCCGCGGGCUACCUGGCCGCGAUGGCCAGCAGCGUGGCGCUGCUGGAGGAGCGCGCGGCGCUGAUAAACGCGAGCGUGGGCGCGGUGCAGGCGCAGGCGGAGCAGGCGUUUGGGGCGGAUGCGGACCGCAAGGACGACACGCGGGACGCGCAGGCGCUCCUGACCGACUGGAACGCCCUCGUCUCCAGCAUCGAGGCCCUCGCCGACCGCGCCGCCACCGGCUUUGACGCCCAGACCGCCGCAUUCUCUGCCCUGUCCGGCGCGAUGGGCGACACCAUCACCUCCAUGCGGGAGGCGGCCAGCUAUGCGGAGCGGCUCGCCGAGGAGUACAUCCAGCAGAACGCGAUGCUGGACGCCGCGACCGGCGGCGCCGCCGCCGGCGGGGCGCUGGUCAGCUGCGCGAAGCCGUCAAAGUAUCGCGUGGCGUUCAACAUCACGGGCGCUGCUGUUAGCGCGAGCAACGGGACGGCGGCGGGGCGGCGGCGCUUGCAGGCGGCCAACGGCACCGGCGCCGGCGGCGCGGCGGUGGCGGCGUCCGAUGGGGAGCUUAUAGACUGGAAUGGAUACCGCCUGGCGACCCGCGGCCGGCAGGCGAAUUGGGCAGUCGACGACGCGCUCGCGCCGGAGCGCCCGCGCCACGUCGGCGCCGCCGGCGCCAACCGGCUGGUCGGCGGCGUCUUCCUGCACACCACGCGCCGCCCGCCCGCGGCGCCCUGCGUCCGCGGGUCCGUCGCGGCGAUGCUCGGGUUUGACUGCGCGGUGGCGGCCGCGAGCGGCGGGGUCACGUUCAUGAGUAACGCGAGCGCGGCGGCGGCCCUUGCCGCCUGGCUCACGGCGCGGUCAAACGGGGUCAACCCUUACGGCAUCGACCCCGCGUUCCUCAGAUCGUCGUCGCUGUACCGCCCCGACCUCAUCGGGCGCGAGGGGCUGUACUACAACACCUCGGACAGCUUCGAGGUCUCGGCCGCAACAAAGACGCCGUACGGCUUCUUCUACAAGCGGCUGGCCGGCUACGCGGACGGGUUCCCCAUCCUGCUGCCCAAUCGGAUGGGGUCUGUGAGGGCGGGGGAGGCGGUGCAGUACCUGCUGGAUGGCAACUAUCUCGACGGUCGCACGCGUGCCCUGACGGCGGAGCUGCUGACCUACACCCCGAACCUGCGGGUCCUCGGCUAUGCAAAGGCGACCUUCCAGUGGCAGGACGACGGCAGCAUCCAGGGCCGCGUGGACGUCCAGGGCCUGCCCGCGCUGCCGCUGCCGUCGGAGCACGGUGCCGGCCUGCUGGCGGGCCUGUUGCUGCCGCUCUGGGUCAUGGCGGUGGCGUAUGGCGCCUACGCGGUGUCGGAGGCGCGCUGGGUGCUGCGCCACUACGAGGGCGAGCGCGGCCCGAUCGGGGUGCUGCUGCGGUCCCCUGGCGCCCUGGCCGACGCGACCACUGCCCUCCUGAUGGUCGGCGCCGCCCUCACCCUCACAGUCUACUCCACCGCCGGCGCCGCCGCCGUCAAGCCGCAGUCCUCUUACGACAUUUACGACGGCGUCAACGUCGCCGCGGCGCGCCCCUUCCUGCUCAAAAAGGCCGACCCCAACGCCACCCAGGCCGCCGCGCUCGCCGCGCAGUUUGGCGCCGGCGCCGCGGCGUCCGCGGGCGACGCCGGGCGGUGGGCGCUGGAGGGCGGGGACGGGGGCGCGUACGGCGCGUGGGCGGCGCUGAUGGCGGGGGUGCAUGUGAUGGCGCGGACCUGGGAGGUGUACGGCUUCCUGCAGGGCCUCGUGCUGGUCAUGAUGAUUGUUAGGCUGGUGCGCGUGUGGGGCUUCCAGAGCCGCCUGGGCAUCAUCACCCGCACCCUGGCCAAGGCCGCCCCCCAGCUGGCCCACCUCCUCCUGGUCAUGGCCGCCUGCAUGGCCGUCUUCUCCGCCGUCCUCGUCAUCGGCGCCGGCGGGCAGUCCUCGGCCGCGUCGACGGCCGGGGGCGCGUUCUACGACACCUUCCUGCUGCUCCUGGGCGGCGCCAACGUCGGCCGCGACCAGCUGCUGCCGCCCGGCGCGGCGGGGCCGCAGGUGCUGCUCGGCGGCCUCAUCUUCUACUGCCGAGAGAUGCUAUUCAUCUUCGUCCUCAUGAACUUCUUCAUGGCAGUUGUAGGAGACGUCUUCACGCGCAUCAAGAAGGCCACCUGGGCGACGGCCAGGGGCGUGCCGGCCGACCUGAGGGUCGACGUGGCGCCCGAGCUGGGCGGCUGGCUGGCCGCGCGCGCCGCCGCGGCGCAUGAGCGCCACCGACGCCGCCGCCGCCGCGGCGAUGCCGCAGAGAUCGGGGGAGGCGCGGCAGCCGAGGCGGAGCGCGAGGAGGGGAUGGAGGUCGGCGGCGUGGGCGCGGCUGCGGCCGCGGAGGAGGCCGCUGCGGUGCUGCGCACGAGCGCCGCGCUGCUGGCGCGGCUGGAAGCGGCGUACCCGGGGAUGUUCCACGGGCGCAGCCGGGGCUUUGGGGACACUGUUGACUGCAUACGGCUGCACCUGGGCGGCGGCACCAGGCUGGUCAACCUUGGUACGCUGCAGCGGCUGCUGGCUGACAUGAGCCUGGACGGCGGCGUCGCACCGCUCCUCGCGACCCUGCCCGCCGCCGCGCGCCACAAGGCGGCCGCUGCGGCGGCUGCAGAUGGCGUGGCGUCCGCCGGCCGCGACGGCGGCGCGGCGGCGGCGGCUGCGGCGCCGGCGGUGGAGGCGGGCGCGGACCCGCGGGCGGUGGCGGCGGCGCUGGCGGUGGCGGAGCAGCUUGUGGCGGAGCUGGGGCAGCCCUGCACGGCGGACCAGCUGCGGCGCGGCGCGCUCGAGCUGGCGGCGACGACCAUCGCGGCUGGUAACACCGGGGCGCAGGCCCCCAUGAAUGAUGUGGAGAACGAGGAGCUGCUGCACCGCCAGAUCUACGCGGCAUUUGGCAGCGCCGCCGCCGCCAUGACCCGCUGGUCUGAGGCGGUCGCGCGGUGGCAGGCCCGCGCGGCCAACGAGACCAACGGCUGGCUGGCCGCGAGCGCAGAGCGCCUGCGGGCGCGCGGGCUGGACGCGUCCUAUGCGCCAGUGCCCGCGCCGGGGAGGGCAGCGGCGGCGGGGCCGGCGGUGGCCGGGGCAGGGGCAGGGGCGGGGCCGCGUGGCGUGCCGGGCGGCGCAGUGAAGAGCUCAGCGGCGCUGGAGGGUGCGGGGGGCAAGGCGCAGUGGCAGCCUCUUGCCAGCGGCAAGUGGGCCGAGCAGCGCGCACAGCGCGGGCCGCCGCGGCCGCUGGUGUCCGUCACGAGCAGCCGCUUUGGGGGCGCCCUCGCGUCUCCCGGCGGCGUGAGCAUCCACGGCCUGAGGGGGGGCCCGGCGGCCGCCUGGGGCCCGGAGGGCGAGGGCGGCGGCAGGCCGGGCAGCGGCGCGAGCAGCCAGCCCGGCAGCCCGGCGCCGCGCUGGACCGGGGCCCGCAGCCUGCUGUGGGGCAGCGCGGCGGGCGGCAGCAGCGCACGCGUCGCGCCGCUCGCCACCAGCGCGGGCGGCAGCGGCAGCGCCAGCCCGAGCGCCAGCAGCAGCGCGGCCGGCAAUGCGAGCGGGCGGGCCGCAUCAAUUACCGAGGGGGUUGCAAAAGAGGAGGCGGCAGAGGCGAUCGACGAGGUCAAGACAAUGGAGGAGGUGGAUGUGAAUGGACUGGAGGGCGUUGGGGAAGACAGCCAGGUGGUGGCUGCGGGCUCCGACGGCGGCGGCGCCCACUCAUUGGAUGCAGCCAGUGCAGAUCGGUCCAGCGAGGCAGGGUGA